AUGGAUGAUCAUAGAAUUACUAAAGACAUUGGUGUAAAGAGAAGUGCUUCUGAGUUGGCUUUACAAGAGCUUCUUAACAAGUUCUUGUCUUCCUCUGCUUUAUCCAGACAAGACUCAGUUCUUACCACAAGCCCUCUAGACACUUCUUUUGAUCUCAUGAACAGGGAUUAUACUUGUGAGUUAAGAGACAGUCUUUUGUUGUCUGAGAGCUUGAUUCCACAUGGAGUUUUUCUCGAUGCACAGUCCUCGAUCUGCGAGAAUCUGUCAGCUGAUAGUCCAGUUUCAGCCAAUAAACCUGAGGCAAGAGGAGAAGCUCAGAGAACUGUGAGUGGAUCUUUUCAUGAUCACUCUGAUGAAGAAGAUGCAGAGACAGAAGCUGGGGGACAAUCUGAUAUGACUAAUGACCCUAAUGAUCUAAAACGUAUUAGAAGGAAGUUCUCAAACAGGGAAUCAGCAAAGCGGUCGAGGAAAAGGAAGCAAGAGCACUUGUCAGGUCUUGAGUCUCAGGUUGGCUCUCUGAAAGGAGAGAACUCAACUCUGUACAAGCAGCUCAUAGACGCAACACAUCAGUUUCGUACCGCUGGAACAAAUAACAGAGUUCUCAAAUCAGAUGUUGAAACUCUGAGAGUCAAGGUGAAACUAGCAGAGGAUUUGGUAGCUAGAGGUUCCUUUACAAGCAGCUUGAAUCAACUUCUUCAAACUCAUCUAAGUGCACCACCACACUCCAUCAACAGUCUCCACUACACAGGAAACACCUCACCUGUCAUUACAUCCCACAGCGACCAAUCUCUGUUCCAUGGAAUCACACUUUCGGGACAGAACUCAAGCCCUGGACUUGGUAAUGUAUCCAGCGAAGCAGUUAGCUGCGUCUCAGAUAUCUGGCCAUGA
This is a messenger RNA of Arabis nemorensis, 888 nucleotides long. The record is from the annotation of a GenBank genome assembly. Lineage: Eukaryota; Viridiplantae; Streptophyta; Magnoliopsida; Brassicales; Brassicaceae.